Molecule: messenger RNA, 480 nt
Organism: Parastagonospora nodorum SN15
Lineage: Eukaryota; Fungi; Ascomycota; Dothideomycetes; Pleosporales; Phaeosphaeriaceae
Exons: 2
Coding region: 1-480 (159 amino acids)
Source: RefSeq, a predicted model, not a curated record
AUGGACCAGUCCUAUACCGGACAUUCUUCCGACGAUCAAUACCAAUGCCAAUUUUUAUAUUCCCAUGAUGGCCUCAUGGGACAAUCCACAAAAGCGUCCGUUAAUAUCGAUGUUGAUCUCCCAACGAACUGUCCAAUCGUGCCAAGGAGAACGAAUCCGCCCCGCUCGCAAUGUUCACCCAUGCGACGCGCCGCGCACGCUUAUUCGAUGCUUGGGCAGUCCACGGCGGAACUGAGCUGCCCAGACCUCCUCUCCGCUGCGAUGAUCCUGCUGAUCCGAUGCAGCGUGCACAUAAUGGGGACUUUUUGUGGCUAUGGUGAUGAAAUGUGGGGAGACAGCGCAGCCAUUCCGAGGUUGGAACGGAUUAGCACACGGCAUAAGGGCGCAGGCAGGUGGGUCACUGCCCGGCCUACUGCAGCUCAUCGCGGAUCGAAACGUGUGCCCCUGGCUGUGUCUCGCGCCCACCCAGGGCAUAGGUAA